This is a messenger RNA of Serendipita indica DSM 11827, 624 nucleotides long. The record is from the annotation of a GenBank genome assembly. NCBI's taxonomy places the organism in Eukaryota, Fungi, Basidiomycota, Agaricomycetes, Sebacinales, Serendipitaceae.
AUGGCUCUCGACCUUGCUAUCAUUGGAUCAACCGUACUCGAUCUUGUCCUUGCUAGCAUUCUUGGAUAUCUGGUGCUCAACUCUCGAACAGGCGUCCGCUACCUCGACAAAUUUCUUGAACGAAUUGCCAUAUUCUUCUGGAGCUGCGCAAUUCCUCCUGCGCUGUUGAUGAUACCCGCAGUGGUGAUCUAUCACGUAGCGACGAGCAGACUCGCCGCGCUAUGGUGCACAAUCUGCAUCGCCACGAGCAUCAAACUCUACCACCAUUCGCUCUUACGCUCUCUCAAUUCACGGGACCGGCAUCAGAAGCGACUCCAGCAUGAACGCGAGGCUUUCAACGACGCAAACUUCCGCUCAGACAUCUCACAGAGUUUGCGACAGGAGCUAGGAGGUACCGCUGCAGAUACUGAUCGAAUGCGGACAUCUGUUGCAAGCACGGCGGUCUCGCAUCAUACCGUGUCUGUUCCAAACUAUUCAUUGCCGCUUAACUCUUCAAAAACUCGGUUCUUGAGCUCGAAGUCUCUAGUCCACAAUAACUAUUUGCCGCCGACACUAUCAUCGAUUAGUCAAAGUCCGACGCCAGGAGAUGGAACAGAUUUUCCGGAGAGCUUUAUGAAGGAUUGA